GGAAGAUGGGGGUAGGGGCAGGGGGACAAGAUAAAGCAUUGAACCACUCGGAUGUGGUAUGAAAACCACUGCUCAGGGGAGAAAACAGGAAGGGGUCUAGCCCAACUGGGGUGGGGGUCAGGGUAGCUUCCUAAGGCGGAAUCUUGAAGGACCAAUCGGACUUCUCUCUGGCUUAAGAUUUGGAGGAACCACCACUGUAGCCAAGUUGGAGGGGGGCGGCGGGAGGUACAGCGUGCUUGGGGUGGGGGCUUAAGGACCAAUGGGACAUAAAAGCCUGGGAGUUGCUGAGGUGUGAGGGGACGGCUCUCUCUUCUCACGGAAGACUGGGUCUGCAGGGGAGCUCCCAGGGGGACGCCAGGGGUCCCCAGGCUGGGAGGCAGCACGCUAAGAGAGGGCAAGGGUCCCGAGUGGUUUCCUCGGCUCUGAUGGUCUCCAGGGAGGAGAAGCUGUGACCAGCCAGCUCCUGGAAGUUUCUGGAGGGAAGGUGGGUGCAGAGAGAAGGUCCCCACUAGAGAAGUGCUGCUGAGACGGGCACUACGGAGACCUCCCCACGGAGGGGCAGGGCAAGGAUGAACAAGGAGGGACCAUGUCUCUUCUCCCUUCUCCCCUCUCUUGUCCGUGACUGUGCUGCUCUGAAGGGAAACGCAGGGUCCUGGAGCUUGGGGGUGCCGGGCGUGGGGCAGCAGCGGAGGGAAGAGCAGGAGGAAGUGGGGACGCAGGGGAAGGCUGGUGGCCCUUCUGGGAGCAAGAUGGGCAAGCGGCACAUCCUGGGAAGCUGAGGGGCCGGGAUGUGUCAGGGAGGAGGGGCGAGCUAGGGACACGGGCGCGGAGACUUGACAUUCAGGUCACCGUGGAGGGGAUCAGGUGGCGCUGGUGGCCUUUCCAUUUGCUGAGGGAACAGAAAUCCUGCAAGGGGCCCGGGCCAGCGAGGAGGAGUUGAAUCUGAGGUUUGCCCGAGGAUCGGGGCCGAGGGGAUCUUUAGGGCCAGUGUCCCAAGCAGGAGCCAGGAGGGCAGGAGGUGCCCUUGGCCCGUACGCACGAGGGCUCACCGUCACACACACGCUCACACGCACACCCUGAGGCUGGGAUGAAUGGGACGAUGUUCUUGGCAGGGCUGUACCCUGAGAAGGGAGCUGAGCACCUGAAGCAAUCACUUUAGGGUGGGUCCAGCUUAGGGGCCGUUUGCAAGAUCCUGGCCUGGGGGAAAGGUGUGGGCUGCUGGGCUUGGCAGGAAGAGGGGGUUUCAUGUUUCUGAGCGUUUUCUGAGUUCCCAUGGAUCUUCCCUGGGCCUGGAGCUAAAAGGAGGGAGGCUGUGGGAACAGGAGCUCCUGGCACCCGUGGCUUCCCGGAGGCCCAAGUUGCUCCCACUGCCUGCCGUACCUGGAGCCCCAAGAGCAGGCAGCCCAGGCACUGGUAGCAGUGGCGGCGAGGCCGUGGCAGCGUUCCCAGCAGAGGAUGCCCCCGGCCCUGGAGCGCGCUGAGGGCUGCUGGGCCUGGGUGGUCCUGCUGGCCGCCGUGGUGACCCAGGGCCUCACCCUGGGCUUCCCCACGUGCAUCGGCAUCUUCUUCACUGAGCUACAGCGGGAGUUCCAGGCCAACAACAGCGAGACCUCCUGGUUCCCCUCCAUCCUGACGGCCAUGCUCCACGCGGGGGGACCCCUGUGCAGCAUCCUGGUGGGACGCUUCGGCUGCCGAGCCACCGUGAUGGUGGGGGGCGUGCUGGCCAGCCUGGGCAUGGUGGCCAGCUCCUUCUGCCGCACCCUCGGCCAGCUCUACCUCACAGCAGGCUUCUUCACAGGCCUGGGCUUGUGCUUCGGUUUCCAGUCGACCAUCACCGUAUUGGGCUUCUAUUUCACCCGCCGGCGGGCGCUGGCCAACGCUGUGGCUUCGGUGGGCGUCUCCCUGGGCAUCACACUCUGGCCGCUGCUGGCCCGCCACCUCCUGGAGGAACUGGGCUGGAGGGGCACCUUCCUGGUCUUCGGUGGGGUUUUCCUCCACUGCUGCAUCUGCGGGGCCAUCCUGAGGCCCAUGGCCCCCAGCAUGGCCCCUGCACCCAGAGAAGGCCCUUCUGUGCCCUCCAAGACACCGGCGCCCGGCUGCCUGGCCGCAUGUGGCCGGGCCAUCCUGCGCCACCUGGCCUUCGACAUCCUGUGGCACAACGCUGGCUACCGCGUGUUCACGCUGGGCGUCACGUGGAUGAUCCUCGGUUUCCCGCUGCCACAAGUCUUCCUGGUGCCAUUCGCCAUGCAGCACGGGGUCGACGAGCACAAGGCUGCCCUGCUCAUCUCCAUCAUCGGCUUUAGCAACAUCUUCCUGCGGCCCAUGGCCGGGCUGGUGGCCGGCCGCCAGAACUUCGCCAGAUAUCGCAAGUACCUCUUCAGCCUCGCAGUUCUGCUCAACGGGCUCACCAACCUGGUGUGCGCGGUGUCGGCCAACUUCCGAGUGCUGGUGGUCUACUGCCUGGUGUACAGCGUGUCCAUGAGCGUGGUUGGCGCCCUCUUCUUCCAGGUCCUCAUGGACGUGGUCCCCAUGGAUCGGUUCUCCAGGGCCCUGGGCCUCUGCACUAUCCUGGAGAGCUUCUCCAUCCUCAUCUCCCCGCCAAUGGCUGGGUUUGUCCUGGACAACACUGACAGCAACUUCAGCUAUGUUUUCUACAUGUCAAGCUUCUUCCUCAUCUCUGCUGCCCUCUUCAUGGGUGGCAGCUUCUGUGCGCUUCAGAAGAAGGAGAGGCAGGGCAGGCCGGCCGAGGCGGAAGCAGCCGUCCCGGAGUCGGCCCCGCUGCGGACCCUCGGCAGGGAGGACACAGGCAGUCCGGAGAAGCGGCCGUGCACCGAAGAAAUCAUGUAUGUGACCAGCGUCUGAGCCCCAGGAUCACAUGUGUGACCGGCAUCUGAGCCCCGAGGUCAGUGAGCGAACACUGCCUCCGCCCAGGAACGCGAUGUCCUGCUGUUUCACCGGGUGAAGCCUGAACCAAAGGGCUGGCCGCCCCGCCCCGCACGUCGGGACUCAGCCAGGGGCUGGGGCCUUGGAGGCUGGCCUCCGAAGACUCAGGGUUCCUUCCGACGAGCAGAAUCCAGGAGCCGGUCCUCCUGACUUUUUUCCUUGGGCACCAGGGUACUUGGGGCCCAAGAAGGUGGGUCUGAGCUCUGCUUGGGUCUCUCAUGGCCGACGGGGCUCAGCUGGCUGCCCACUGCCGCUGCUACAACUCAACACGCAGGGCCUUCAGGUCCAGCCUGGAUGCUUCUGAGGUGGCCUCUCUGUCCUUCUCCAGCUCCAGACAGUUCCAAAGAGCUCACCCUAAGUCCCCCUAAGCCCUCCUGCCCCCCUUCCUCCCUGUGGCCCAGCCCUUGCCCUCGGGGCUGCCCCCAGCACGGGUUGCUGGGCCUCCCACUGAUUGGGACUUGGGAAGAAGGGCCUUGGGAGAGAAUCGGUGGUGGCCUGCAGCCGUGGGUGGCCAAGCUGCGGAUGAGCCUGGAUGCCGGGUUCGGACAGAUUCAAUGCUGGUGGAGCCCCUG
Molecule: messenger RNA, 3515 nt
Organism: Myotis brandtii (Brandt's bat)
Lineage: Eukaryota; Metazoa; Chordata; Mammalia; Chiroptera; Vespertilionidae
Gene: SLC16A5
Product: solute carrier family 16 (monocarboxylate transporter), member 5
Exons: 5
Coding region: 1456-2862 (468 amino acids)
Biological process (GO): monocarboxylic acid transport; transmembrane transport
Molecular function (GO): monocarboxylic acid transmembrane transporter activity
Source: RefSeq, a predicted model, not a curated record